CGGGUCGAAAGAACAAGCUAUUUAUUUUCAACUUUACAGCUUUGGCUAGUAUCGGUAUCGCAUCAGCGGUUGAAGUUUUUCGUGUUAGAGGAAUGUUUCCAAUUUGAGAAUUGAAGUGGCGUGUUUAGUGGUAUACGUUUCUAAAUUAAUCUAGUUCGCGUCAAAGUUUUUUUUUUAAAAAAGUUGUUAUGGGGAGUGUGUAUGUGUGUAUGUGUGUUUGUAUCGAUCCUGGCAAUUACCGUGAACGAUCCGUAGAGUGAUAUAGUAGUUAAUUCGAGCGCAAAUAUCGAAAACGUUUCGACUUCCUCGUCUAUAUUCCCGGUAAGCGAUCUCGGCUCCGGACUGUACAAUUAACCGGUCACGAUUCACCUAUGUGACGACUUAAUUGCCAACCGCACCGACCCUUCUGCAACGAGCAUGCGCCGUAGACGACAGUCGGCAAAGCGCUGCGACCUCCGUCCAGAUCGACAGUAGAAGGUUUGGCUAUCGCCACAAGCACGGGUGUACUGUCGACUACGAGAGGAUUUCUUGUGGGCCACGCUUAAACGUCACUCGGUCACGUAUGUAAUCGACUGACGCGUACAAGUCCUCCGAUGUAAUAUUUAUAUAGCAGGAGAUUCGUGCGAUCGAAACUCCUGUGCCAUCAAGUGAUUCGGAAUUAAUUGUAGUGCAUUUAAAUUAAGACAUUACGUGCAAGCAACGCUCAGUCCUUCUAUCGAUCGCCGUGAGAGAACGACGACGGUUCGCUCAGCCGCCGACCAACUCAGUAGAGGAUCGGACAGAGCGCCGUUGAGAUGUCUGUUCGACCGGGCGAAAAGCCACUGACUACAGUCAGAACGUGGCACCCGCACGUGUACGGCAAGCCACCUCGACAACCAACUCCUCAUUUUAUCGUCGAUAUACUGGGUAUGAGAGAAAAAGCACGAUCUACCGUGGUACUCAAUGGUGCCCGAACGUGUUAUCAGCCCGAAGAGAUGGAACACAGACUGCUGGACCAACCUCUUAACUUAUCCUGUGGCGAAAGGACUGUUUCGCCAUCCAGGACUACAGACUUUAAGGGAAACAAAACGCCCGAUACUGUACCUCCGAUAUCACCGGUCGCAUCUCCUGCCCUGUUGUGCCAGAGAUCUUUCUAUCCGACGGAAAAUGCGGGAGGUGGUGGAAAAGAUGCGAAAUUCACUCAAGUCAAUGCGAAAGAUAACGAUCCACAAGCCAAGAAAAGUGUAAAAAUUGCAAGUGGUAAAGGUAAUAAAAGAAAAAAAGACAAAACUGCCGAUGCAUCAGAUGAUAGUCCUACUCCUACAGCACCAGAUACGGCGUCAACACCAUCAACUACUGAAGAGCAAACCUCUGAUAAAGGAAAGAAGAAAAAGGCAAGAACAACGUUUACGGGAAGACAAAUCUUUGAACUAGAAAAGAGGUUUGAAGUAAAGAAGUACCUGUCGUCUAGUGAAAGGGCCGAAAUGGCCAAAUUAUUGAACGUCACGGAAACACAGGUAAAAAUCUGGUUCCAAAAUCGGAGGACAAAAUGGAAGAAACAAGAUGGAAUCUCCAAUGCCGAAGCAGCCGAAUUAAAACCUGCGAGUGAAAAAUCUAGUGGAAAAAACAAGAAUAAUAAAUCUAACAAAGAUAAAACCAAUAACAGUAAUACAAACAACAGCAUCAACAAUAACAACAGAAUACCGAGUGGUAAAGUAAUCACAGGCGAACAGCAGGAUGUAAUUGUAUCAGCAGAUCCCCAACCCGAAUCAUGUUUCCAGACAACGGAAAAUGGACUAUGUUUAUCAGAUAGCAGAGUUAAAAGUAACGACGCAUACUGGUCUGCAUCCGUAUCACCAACAACUCCGUCUUCGGGGGUUCAAGAUAGUUCUGUGGGUGAAACAUCUUCCAAUGAAGCGGAAAGGUACGUCUUGUCACAAACUGCGCUAUUCGGUGAUUCUCAAGAAGCGAGAAACGAAAAUUCCGAGAAAGACUGGUCAUCUCCAGCGACGACACCACCCCAAGAUGGUCCUUCUACAACGGACUCACAGCCAAACGAUCAAGCAAAAGAGGGAUGACCUGAAACAGCAUCCCCAAGAACCUUGUGUGCCUGAAACCGAGAAAAUGUUAAAAAAUCAGUUAGCAUUUCACAAACAGAAUGCAAAGGUCGUACGAAGGGAUCAUGUUCAGUCGAUAAAAUCCACACCUUCAAAAAUAUAACAAAUAAAAAUAAAACAACAAUAUUAACUCUUAAAAUCCUUCUAAACUAUUAGAAGACCCCCAAACGUAGAAUAAGAUAUUUUAAUUAGAAAUUUUAAUAAAUUUCUAUAAUAUUAGAACUUUUGCAUAAAACAAAAUUUAAAUUUUGGAAAAAUGUACUUACAUUUUUUAUUAGAUCUUUCGGUCGUUUAAAAAAGUACAGUUUAGGCCAAAAUAAGUACAAAUUAACCUUUUGCUAGAAUGUGAAACUCUAACGUCUACCGUAAAGAAAAGUGUCAAUCUAAGUUGAUGAUGUCACGAACAGAUCAUCAACACAAAUCUCGUUAUAACGAUCUCUUAUAUAGGCUAUCCGAAUAGUCAUUUACUUCUCCCUCCAAUCACUUCGCUGUGUCAUUGCAUAUACCCUCUACCCCUGUAAUGAAACGGGGAACGAGCACAUUGUCUAAAUUUUUCAAACUGAAAAUCUUGUCCAUUAUAGAAAGAAAUUCCAUUUGUUAUUUAUUAUUAUGAUAGUAGUUUUUAUUUUAUUUUACAUCAAUUCUGGUCAAAUUAUCGGAGAGUGAACGAACUUGAUCCCAGUUGUGCCAUCCAUCGGCCAGUGUGUUCCAGCACCUUAGAAUGCGACCAGCCUACAUAGGCUCACUAGUGCCAAGUCCUCUUUAGAGAUAGGUCUGUGUCUGUGUAUAUGUUGGUGUAGUUCGUCCAUAAUUUUCAAAGGGAGAUAGGUUUUGGUUCUGUAGUAACCAACUACAGAUGUCAAAUAAAAAAGUAUAAAUAUAUAUAUAUACAUAUAUAUAUAUCUAUAUAUAUAUAAUAUUAACUUAAAAUGUUG
Molecule: messenger RNA, 3031 nt
Organism: Centruroides sculpturatus (bark scorpion)
Lineage: Eukaryota; Metazoa; Arthropoda; Arachnida; Scorpiones; Buthidae
Product: homeobox protein Hox-D11-like
Exons: 3
Coding region: 795-2057 (420 amino acids)
Biological process (GO): regulation of transcription by RNA polymerase II; cell differentiation
Cellular component (GO): nucleus
Molecular function (GO): RNA polymerase II cis-regulatory region sequence-specific DNA binding; DNA-binding transcription factor activity, RNA polymerase II-specific
Source: RefSeq, a predicted model, not a curated record